AUGAGUCCGUGCAGCAAGCUCCGCCGCCUGACGUGCGGCGAUGACGACGCCGGCGACGGCAAGAUGUUCCCGAACUGGGCGUCGCUGCACCAGGAUCUGGUGGAACUCAUCGGGUGCCGGGUACUUGCCGGCGACCUGCACGACUACGUCCCGUUCCGUGCCGUCUGCUCGCACUGGAGCGCGAGCACCGCCCGCCCCCGCGGCCGCGGCGUCCUGGACCCGCGUUUCCACCCGCGGCGAUGGAUGAUGCUGCCGGAGGGCCACGGCCUCCACCCGGGCCACCCCGACCUCCGCGGCUUCGUGCGCUUCUUCAACCUCGACACCGGCGCCUUCGCCCGCGCCCACCUCCCGCUGCUGGCCGACCACGUCGUCGUCGACGUGGUCGACGGACUCCUCGUGCUCCACCGCAACGACGACACCGCCAUCCGCCUCCUCCACCCCUUCAGCGGCGACGUCGCCGAGUUCCUGCCGCUUGCGUCGCUCCUGCCACAGAUGGAGCCACAGCCAAGCUACUACAGCGAGCGAACCAAGCGCAGCAUGCUCAUGAGAGUUCGCGCCUCCGUUACCGUCACCUCCUCCGGGGCCAUCACCCCUCGCAAACUCUACGCAUAUCAGCUAUCAUCCUUUGACAUUGGUAAGGUAUACAUCUACCAGUUGGACCCGCCAUGCGCAGACGCCGGCGACGGACAGCCCCGUCUGCCAUUGCCAGUGAAGAUUGCCGAAUGCCCAAAGGACAAAUUGUGUUUCAUCCUCCACUUUGUAGAAUGUUGUUCAGAGCUCUUGCUGGUUUCUUACAACGAUGUUUCCUUUUCGAAGCUGCUGGUCUACAGAGUUGCUGACCUUGUCAGUGGAAAGAUUGAGCCAGUAACGGACAUCGGAGACCACACCUUGUUCAUCGGCGAUCGUUCUCUCUGUGUCUCACUCUCACCUAACAAGGGGAGUAGGACUAGUGGCUUUCCUUCCAUGUCGCCGAACUCUAUCAUAUGCAUGCAUAAUUUGACUGAUCCUUAUUCUGAAAUGUUCUAUCGUUUUGAGCAAUAUGAUCUAAGUACUGGCAUCUGGACUCCAGCCAGCGACGGAGACGUUUUCCGAAGACCACCACCGAGCCCCCAUAGACUAAUCCAUCAUAUCUUUACUUCCUGUCAUUACGAUUAUUGGUAA
This is a messenger RNA of Miscanthus lutarioriparius, 1161 nucleotides long. The record is from the annotation of a GenBank genome assembly. Lineage: Eukaryota; Viridiplantae; Streptophyta; Magnoliopsida; Poales; Poaceae.